AUGGGGAGACCUCCUUGUUGUAAUGAUAAGGUACAUAAUAGAAAAUGUAAUUGGACAGAAGAUGAUGCUAACACAUCUACAUUUGUCUCAAUCAAACAUGGAAUUGGUAAUUGGGCAACCAUGUCUAAGAAAUCAGGAUAUGGGAGGAGUCAGAAGCAGAGAUGGAACAAUCGUCUUAAGCCUGAUCUUAAACAGGACAGCUUUACACCUCAAGAAGAGGAACUGAUCAUUAAGCUUCAUGCCACUAUAGGAAGCAGGUGGUCUAUAAUAGCACAACAACUAGCUGGGAGAACAGAUAAUGAUGUGAAGAACUUGUGGAACACUAAGCUGAAAAAAAAGCUAUCUGCAAUGGGGAUUGAUCCUGUUACUCACAAGCCUUUCUCACAAAUUCUCACAGACUAUGGUAACAUUGGUGGCUUUCCGAAAGCCAGAACGCGUUUCGUGUCUCUUAACAGAGAGCUAAAAGGUGCAUUUAUGUCUAGACCAGAACAACUUCAACAUUCUUUACAAAAUUUCCAAAAUUUUAACAGCCUUUGUGUGAAGCUGCCAAAAACAGAAGCUUCAGAAGCAUGUUUCUUUAGCAACAAUCAAGAUUCCAGCAAUAUUAAUCAGCCUCCUGUUGAUCUGUUUUCGGAGUUACAAGCCAUAAAAUUUGUAACAGAGGCCUCAAAUUACAAUUCCCCAAAGGCAGUUUUCUCCCAUCAUCCAAUUCCUAUAACUGAUUGCUCUACGUCUUCACCUUUGUCAUCUUCGUCUUCAUCAUCUGCAUCUCAUUCAUUAGCUGAAAAUCAAGUAAACUGGUGUGACUACCUUCUCGACGAUGCAUUUCUUCCAUCAAAUUUCAAAGAUCAAGAGGACAAAUUAACCAUAGAAGAAAAGUUAGUGUGUGGUGGAGCUCAGGAUGGAUCAAACAACGUGCCAUCAACGAAGGAUUUUGAAACCUCGUUAUCUACAAAGGGCACAUCAUUUGUCGAAGCCAUGCUAGAAUGUGAAAAUGAAAUGUUCAUGAACUUCCCUUGCCUCUCUGAGGAUCCCUUUUACUAGUGGCAAUGCCACUAAUUGAUGGCCAAGAAUUAGACUUAGCUUUGUUUUAUGUCUCCAAUAGCUACGUUAAUGCAAUUUCUCUAUU
Solanum stenotomum is the source of this 1129-nucleotide messenger RNA. RefSeq names its product transcription factor MYB35-like. NCBI's taxonomy places the organism in Eukaryota, Viridiplantae, Streptophyta, Magnoliopsida, Solanales, Solanaceae. The record is from RefSeq and is a predicted model, not a curated record. The transcript has 3 exons. The coding region runs from base 1 to 1044 and encodes 347 amino acids.